This is a messenger RNA of Fusarium redolens, 2004 nucleotides long. RefSeq lists its product as uncharacterized. Bases 187 to 2004 code for a protein of 605 amino acids. The record is from RefSeq and is a predicted model, not a curated record. The transcript has a single exon. NCBI's taxonomy places the organism in Eukaryota, Fungi, Ascomycota, Sordariomycetes, Hypocreales, Nectriaceae.
AGAACUAUUUACAACACCUGGUUAUGAUCUGCUGAGUGACUGCAAUAAGUGGCUUCACAAGGUCUGGCAUUUGACUUUGAAGUGCGAAACAUAUUUCAAGCCCCUUUGAUUCACCGCUGCAUGCCUUCAUUGGCGUCGGCCAAUGUCACGGAGCUUACCGAGGGCAGAACCUAGGCCCAUAAGAAGAUGAUAAUUGCAAAGAUAUUGAUCAGAAAACAUCCUCAUCCCUUGUCGUAUUUCAUUCUUCGCCUCAUAUCCAAGAUGGCAGCCUGCUCUGUUUCUAAUAGCGAUCUGCUGGCUAAGUUCCAGGCUGCUUAUUGGGCCACUCCUCAGAGUCCCUUUUCACUGGCUUACUCCAAAGCUCUUUUAUCCCCAGAUGCUUCCACUCGGGAUACCCAAAUCAACGCUGUUCUGAAAGAAUAUGGCUAUGAUUCUCUCACCGGGUCUCAAAUUAACAGCAUCACCAACACUGACAAUCUCUCACCUUCAUCCACGGCUUCAGUUGCGCCAAACAGCACUCCAGCCAAGUCACCCAGCCCAAUUCCAACUAGCCCACCGAUUACUACGCCGGACACUACUGGCGCCAGUGCAUAUAUCUUCCUCGCUUUUACAGGCUCAUACAAUGUCACAUCAGAUGGCUUCCCGGAUUCUACCGACAAAGUAGUUGUUAGUACUGCUGGAACUCUGGACCUAGGCUCAUCUCAGCCCCCACUAAAGCCUACGGUCCUGAUAGAUGACCAGAGCAAGAACUGGGUUCGGUGGAAUGUGAAACCCGACUCUGAGUGGUACAUAGUCAUAUUCUCUUCGACGAUUGACACCAAGCUUGGUUCGACUAUUCGUGAGAUGGAUGGCUUUCACUGCGUUGUUGACCCGGGAGGUAGACAGACCAAUACUCCAAUCUCGGCCCAAUGCCCUACACUGAAGCCACACAUCGGCAACUCGAUGUCUGAAUUCAUGGCCUUCCUCUCUCAGCCCAUUACAUGGGCUGGAUUGACGUUCACUGGUCUGUUGAUGCUAGGCAUGAACCGCGCCAAGCACAAAAUGGAGAGCCACGAAGCUUCAGAGAAGGAGCGGGCUGUCUACCAGGAGCGCCUCGGAGUGAUCAAUGAUGUUGCACGUAAGGGUGCUGAUAUCGCUGCGAAGGAAAGCAUCUCGGGCGCGAGUCCGGCUGAGCGGAUGGAAUUGCAUGACAGAAUGAGGCAGAGCGUCAGGGACAUUGUCCAGAAGUUCUAUGACGACCCCGCAAACAGAACAGUCGACGCCAACGCCGCCACGACAGCCUUAACACAAGAAUACAAGAAGGCAGCUGCAGAUGCUCUAAGAGGAUGGUCCAAACAAGUCGUUGUUGCCGGUAACCGCUCAGACCUGAGCAAGUACGUGACUUCCUACAUGGACGAGCAUAACCUGAUGGCGCAAGGAGAUCGUGACAAGACGUCUGCGAUCUUCUUGGAAGCUAUUGACCACAGAGCCAUGAAAGCAUACAAGGGCGCUACCAAGGCGAGCGGUUCACCUGAAGCUGCUUUUGACGCCGUGGCUGAUAAGUAUUUAAAGCUUGCACUCAUAAACCAUCAACUUGAAAGUCUCGGAUCAAAACUUCAGAGCAGCACUAGAAACAUCGCAACUGCUGAAGCUGAAUUGAUCAGGGCGAGGUCGGAUCUUCAGACAAAGCAGCAAACAAGUCAAGAGAGGCAUACCGCAUGGCAAAACCUCGUUGCUCAAAUCCGGGAAGCAACUGCAAACAAGCAACGCACUACGGAGCUUGAAGAGCAAGAGAAGCAAGCGAAGGCAGCUUACAGCAACGCUGAAGGCAUAGAGGACGAGGCACAGAAGCAUGUGUUUACGCAGGAGGCGGCGCAUAAGAAGGCUAUGGACGAUGAGACGAGAUGGAAGGGUGAACAGGAGAAGGGUGAAGAGGAACGUCAUAGCUUGGAGGGCGAAACACAGAAUACGGAGAACGGCGUAAUGAAGCAUCUGGGUGGGGGGGAGGAGGGGGAGAGGGAGUAA